Schistosoma mattheei is the source of this 597-nucleotide messenger RNA. NCBI's taxonomy places the organism in Eukaryota, Metazoa, Platyhelminthes, Trematoda, Strigeidida, Schistosomatidae. The record is from the annotation of a GenBank genome assembly.
AUGUUAAAAGGAUAUCUCAAAGGUGUUGUAGACCUAGUGAACAAUCUAACUGAACCAGCUGGUUCAGACGAAAAUCUAACUUCCGGUGAUACUCCGGAAGUUCUUGGGGAAGGAUUUAAAGAUCAGGAUAACGGUAGUUCCAAUAGACCACGAACACUUAAUUCUGUGCCCAACUCACAGAGCGUUGACAAUUCGGAAUCAAGUAGUGUACUCAGUUGGAUUGGAAAUUUAAUAGCAGCCAAUGGUGAGAACUCCAUGUUGUUCUAUGUGGACUCUCUUGCAUCUAUGGGGAUAAAUCCAAAUGAUGAUAAUGAAAAACAAGCUGACCAGGAAUCUGAAAAAUCAUUAGUUAUAACCGAAGAUAUUUCGAAAAUUGAAGUACCUGAAGUGUCUAAAUCACAAGAAGAUAACAAAUUGAUAACGCAUAAUAUAAAUUGUGAUUGGACAGAUAAAUUUUCAGUCAAAACUUCACAUGUUUGGAACAGAUUAAAAAGGAUUUUAAUGAAGUUGUUCAUUCUGUCUCUGAACCAAAAGAUGUUGUAUGUCGUACUGCUUUUUCAGUUCGUGAUCGUAUCACAGCUGCUGCAAAUACAGUAA